This is a messenger RNA of Suillus discolor, 903 nucleotides long. RefSeq lists its product as uncharacterized. The transcript has 5 exons. Bases 1 to 903 code for a protein of 300 amino acids. Lineage: Eukaryota; Fungi; Basidiomycota; Agaricomycetes; Boletales; Suillaceae. The record is from RefSeq and is a predicted model, not a curated record.
AUGUCGGGUAAAAGGGGCGGCCAGCCGGAUGCAUUAGCAUAUGCUUUGGAUCAAAAAGGUUGCACACCGUCACAGUAUAUUGAAGCACAGGUUAAGAACCUCUUGCGUCAGGUAGAUUCUCCUUUCACUAAUGACUCAAACUUUGCGUACAUUUGCUGGAAUACCAUUCAGAAAAAGGCGAUAACUCGUAAACGGAAGAAGGUUUCCCCGCGUCAGUCAGAGGUUCAUGGCGAAGAGAUGGAUGUAGACAUCCCCGAUACUUUGUCGUCCUCUAUUAUAGCACCUCCUCUAUUCUCUGCACAAUUAUCGCCCAUCGUCCCAGAAAUUGGCAAUUCGCACACAGUUGAAGACGAAAACGGGGACGCAGACAUCGUUGCUGCGAGCGAGGGUAAGAAAAGGGACACAAAGUUGUCUUCUCGGGCGAAGGGGAAGAAAAAAGGUUGGAAGCAGGCUGACAGAGUCGAACCCGACGAUCUUGCGCACAAAUCCCCCACCGAUUUCGUUGAGGAAGAGGAGCCGAAACUUACAUCGAAGAAGGCACUAUCGAAACCCACCUCCGCUGCAACAUCGAAAUCGAAAUCUAAGGCAAAAGGAAAGCGGUUCUCUCGGAAAGUGGACACGAGGACGACGACAGCGACCCUCCUCAUUCGAGGUCCCCUAACCAAAGCAACCAUUUUCCCGAGGACAAAGACUCGAGACGACGGCCCCAAGAAUUCUGAAUCCAUUGUAAUCCCUGAGAUAACCAAGAAGAUUCCCCCGAAAAGCGUAGCUGCCCCACCGAAGCAGACUCCGUCUGUCACUAUCCAGUCAUGCGCCUUCAGCAUCAAACCCAAGUCGACCCCAGUUAGAGAUAUCCAGGACAUUGGUUGCAACACGGUGAAUGUCAAGAUCUACAGCAAGUGA